CCAGGGCGCAGGCUCGCGUUUGCGCCGGCGGCUGGGCCCUCGGGAGUCACCCUCAGGUCUUUGCCCCGCGCUGCCGGCUUCGCCUUCUGCCUCUCCGCGCUUCUCCUUCCCCGGACGGGCUGGACCCUGGCGGAGCAUCUUGUGACUUUUGACUUAAUUGGUCAUUGAUAUCUCAGCAAGCAUGGAGAUAAGAUUAGAAGUUUUGACUUCAACGAGUAUCAAGCAGAAAAAACCCUGGCCACGAGUCUCCUGGUUGGGACAGGAAAAUGAAGCUGUUUUUCUUUUGGAUGAUAAAUUCAUAAAUGAAAUUAAUUUGCUAUCAGGAAGGACAAAGAAGAAAAUUCCCAGUCUCCAGCCUUUGUUGAAGGAUGUUACAGUCCUAACAACGUCCAGUAAUGAUGCCUGGCUGGCUGGGGUACUUGCUACAGGGGAGCUUUUCCUCUGGAACAAAGAUCAAGAUUGUUUGAAAACUAUACAAGCAACUGAAAAGCCUAAAGAAAUGAUUAAAGCUGCAGUAGCAAGCUCAUUGAGACUGUACUUGUAUGUAUCUGGCAAUGGGAAAAGAGUUCUGCUUAUAACUCCUUCUGGAUGCAUAUUUCUUUGGGAACAUUUGGAAUUCAAGAAUAUCUUAUCUUCUAAAAGCCCUUCAUUGGUGGGCCAAUGGUCCCAGAUCAUACCUGAAGAAGCAGUUCAUUUGCCUUCCACUGAAGAUAAAGAAGCUGUAGUGCAUGCUGUCUUUAUAAAAAAUGAGUUAUUUGGAGACUGCUGCUUGUGUUCAUUUACUUUCUAUUCCGGGGAAUGCCUGAAGUUAACAUUUCUAGCAAUUCGGUGGCAUGAAAAUGUAUUUACAUCUAUAAGAUCAUUGACUUACGAUGUUCAGUGGGCACAACAAGAUUGCCUUCUGUGCAGUCUGAUUCCUAAAUGUGAAUCAGUAAAGUCAAGAGGAGCUCUAAUUUCUGCAUUUUCAAGAGAUGGCAUUACCCUGGCAGUAACUCUUAAUCAGAAAGACCCAAAGGCAACUCAGGUAUUAUUUAUAAACACACUGAAUUUUGUUACACUCUGUGGUAGCCUUAAAGGAUGUAGUAAUAAGAAUCCUGUGGUUCCAGCUACACUUAUCAGGUCCUACUGGGUAGGUGAUAUCAGCUGGACUCAUGAUAGUCUUUUUCUGGCUUGUGUGUUAAAACGUGGCUCCCUGGUUUUAUUGACCUGCCAAGGUGAAUUGCUAACGUUAAUUACAUUUGGUUGCUCUAUAGAAUUUGGGCCAGCAGAAUUUAUUCCUCUUCACCCACUAAUAACAUAUAGACCACAGCAGUUUACACUUCAAGAUUCAGAUAAUUCUGUAGAUUCAUCAGCUUCUGAUAGUGACCCUAUGAGACAGAGAUUUUCUAUAAAAGCACAUUCACGGUUACCCUACCUCAUUAUUUCUGAUGGAUACAUGGUCACAACCCUUCGAUUUCUUGAUAAUCUGUCUCCAUCAAUGCUCAUGAGAUCCCUUCUACUUGAUUCAACACAGAGGCUUGAGAAAACAUACCAAAGUUUGAUAUUGUCUAAGCCAAAAGACCAAGGGCUGAACUUGCAAUCACUGGAUUCCCUAAGAUCUAGCUUGUUAAAACACCACAGAAAUGAAAAUUUAGCUGAUUCUACUGUUCCCAGAUUCUUGCAGGCAGAAGAAACAAUGAAGUUAAAUGAAAAAACAGCAGAUUUGCAGGAUUUUGAAGCCGAAGAAACUAAUGAAGGCGAACAUUUUCCAAACAACUUAUUUUCUUUUUGGAACCAAAAGAAGGAUCUAUUGUUUAGUAGUGCCAAAGAAGGAAGACUGGAAUUUGCUUCUAUGUUUGAUACCAUACAUGCAAAAGAUAAUACUGAGGAGACAGAUAAAACUGUUACAGAACUGCAUUCUGUUCAGAAAAAUCUCCUUGCAGCAUGGACUAUAGGAAUUUCAAAAAAUGUGACAGAAAAAAAUUUAAUGUUAAAUUACACAGUAGUUUGUAUCACUCAUUUUUUGUACAUUCUUCAAUUUAUAAAAUGUCCUUUCCCCAAACUUGAUCUUUUUUUAAGCAAGAGCCCAAGACAUAAUGCAUGGGUACUUUGUAUCUUUCAACUUUUUCAUCAGUGUUUAUCAAUCCAGUACUGGGAUAUGAGAUACAGACAAGAUGUAGGACAUUUGGUAAAGCUGACCUCAAAUACUAUAAAGCUUUUGCUGACACAGCAACAACAGAAUCAGUUAUUCUCAAAGAAGCUUUUAGCCUGUUUUCAUUUACUCAGAAUGGUAGCUGAUCAUUUAAAUGGCGUAUACAGUCUUCAACCAGAAGUUAUUUCAGCAUCAACUGAUGGAAGUAGAACAGCAAAGCAAGACUCAUUGGUGGUACCCAUUUUUCAAAUGUUUCAAGAUAGUGGUGCUUGGAAAAACUGGUCUUGGAAUUCGUCUUUCAAGAUUCGUCCUCAAGUAUUAAAUUUUGUUCAACAGCCAGGACACAGAUUGAUUGUUCUCUGGAGAGUAUUGUACAGAAAAACUUUAUGGUAUCAAACACAAUUAAGUCAAAGAGUUCCUGAAGAUGACAUACAGUUAACUGAAAAGAUGACACAUGAAGCAUCUACUGUCAAGUCCCUGUUAUGUCAUAUACAGGCUAAAUUGCAGACUGCUGGAGUUCUCUUGAACCAGACCUUAGAACUUAAAUCUAUCAAUGGGGACGAGUGUUUCCUAUUAGGAUCAUAUGAAAAGUCUGUUCAACUAUGGAAGAAAGCUCUUCAAGAAACCCAAGAGAAAGGAGGAAGAAGGAUAUGUUUUCUUCAGAUACGCUAUUAUCUUUCCCUUUUGUACUGCCACCUCUAUAACUAUAAUUUAAAUGAUGCUCAAGGAUUAUGUGAUCAGCUAGUAAGAGAAAUACUGAUAUGGUCCCACCUACCUGUAAAAGAAGAUGAAGAUUGUUCAGUUCCUGAGAAGUCUCAUUGUGAGUUUGGAGUGACUGGAAACGUUCAUCCUGAGGCGGCGGUGAGGGUUGUCCAGUCCAUGGCCCGCUUCAUGGCUUCCUAUUUCACCAAUCAGCUGCUUUGCAUUUUGCCACCUCACAAUGUGAAUGUUCUUCCUCCCCUUCAUAUUAAAACAGAGCAGCCCUUUCGACUUAUUCCUCUGCAACACUCGAAGGUGGCCAGUGUUGUUAGAGAGCAGAAUCUUUCUAAUGUGUGGACAGUUGAAUAUGCCCUUGAAUUAUUAUUUAUUGGUGGCCUGGUUCCAGAAGCUGUGUGGUUGGCACAGAAACUUGGAGACUGGAAGACGUCUGUUUCCAUUGGUGUGGCCUUGCAGCUGUUCUGUAAACAUGAUAGCAAUUUCACAAGGUCCAGGAAAAAGGGUCUGAAUCUACCGUUAAAUAUGACUCCAGCACAGAUUUUCCAGGAAAAACUGCAGUGUUUUUUAGGUCAGCCGGCCUCUUUGGAAGCAAAAAAAGAAAUGGGCUCAAAAUACAAACAGUUUACAGAUCCCAUUGAAGAAGAAGAUGCAGAUCUGCUAUUUGGUUCUGUGCAGGAAGUACUGAAAGCAGCAGUUAUGGCUGAUGCAGAUAUUCUUUCAGAGACAUUUCAGCUUCUGAUAAACUCUGCCAAGGACUUCAGUCAGAGACUGUGGGGCUUAGUGCCGGUCGGCUUGUAUCUUCCAGCUCCUCCAUUAUAUUGUCCUCAGCCAGCUAUUCUUAGUGAAGAAGAUGGUGAUGAUCUUCUUUUAAAAGCUGAAAAAGAUAAUCGCCAAAAGGUGUCUGGAAUCCUUCAACGUGUCCUCUUGCUUUUCCGGGCAGCUCGGUGUUCUUUUCCUGUAGCACAGUGGUACAUCUUGCAGUUGAGAUGGGCAAGAAAAGUCAUGCAGAAGAUUCGAAUGAAAGGAUCCCUUCCUUCAUUGAGUCCUUUCCCUCAGUCGUUACUUAAUUUCUGUAAAGGAGGUGUAGCAUUCUUUCGACCCGGGACAACUGGAGACCACAAGCUUGAUGAAGUGUCCAUUAAAGCAAUAGGUUGCUUCAGAGAACUUUGUGCUUUGUGUUGGAUGCUGCAUGUCCGUGAUAAGUUAUCCUAUAGUUGCAGGCAAUAUCAGAAGGCAAGGGAAAAUGUGGAGGGAAAAAAGGACCUCGAAGUGAAGUUUGAUUCUUGUAUGGUUGAGCACUGUCUCAGUGCAGUGGAAUGGGCUUGUAGAAUGCUACCGUUCUCUCGGUUUUCCAAUAUUGAAGAACUUAUUCAGGAUCUAAUUUUGAGCCUCAUUGGAGAACUGCCACCAAUCAGAGAGGUAGCAGAAAUUUUUGUGAAAGCGUUUCCCAAUCCUGAGGACAUAAGGGUUCCUGUAAGAGAAAAAUAUCACUCUCUUCAACAGAGACUCAGACACUAUGUUGUGAAAGGUCCCCAAACUCAGGAAAUGAUGUCUGUUAUCAUGCAUUCUAUCCAUAAAGUGAGGGUGAAAGCUCUGAAACGUGUGCAGAGAAAUAUAGGUUCUUUUGAGAUGAAUAUAUGGGAACCAACUGAAGAAGAAAAACCAGCUGAGGUUCUAGGUUUUGACAAGUUUUCCUUGGGAACUAGUUUGAGCAGGAGCACACUCACAGAACCAGGGAAUUCUGUGGUCCACAGUGAUGCAGAUACAGCUGAUACUUUCUCAGAAGCUUUGUUGGUUGGAGAAAAAAGGAUACAUUUCUCUCAAAGAAAUGCCCCAAAUCACAUGGAAUUAACAUUGAGUGGUGAGCCCAAUGGAAAAAAGAAAAUAUGUAAUCAGAAGGAAAACCCUAAAAGAAAAGAAGAUCAUGAAAAGUUGUUACAAAAUGCACUUCCUGUAAUAGGUGUUUGGGAAUUUGAACGUGACGAUGAUGAAUAUAUUAAAUUCCUUGAACUCUUCUUGAGUUAUGUUCUUGAAAGAGACCUACUUGGUUCCAAGGAUGCUGGCAUUCCAUUUCUAACUAGCUUUUCUGGACAUCUUAGAGAACAUGAACUUAAUUCUUUACUUUUUGAUGUACAUACAACAUUAAAACGACGUCAGGGCAAAACCAAAAGCCAGAAUGUAUUUAGAGCUGGCUCUUGCUUUGUUGUUGCUCCUGAGUCGUAUGAGUAUGAAAACUCAGAAAACCAGACACUUUCAGCUUCUGUACUGGUUAAUCAAGGGAUCAGGCCUUUUUUAGAGAACUCUUUGAAUGAAGUCAGUAAAAAUGAAGGGAAGAGUGGGUUGUUUGGUUUAAAACAGAAGUCAUUUUACAGAAUACAAGAUGACAACGCAGAGAAAACUUUAAUACAGAGAUGGUCAAACCAUAGUUUUUACACUCCCAAGUCUGUUGAAACUAGAAGAUGUAUUUUCAAAGCAAUUCAACGCAAUGAUAUUAACCCCCGAGAAGAUCUUCCUCUAGCACUAAAUAACACAUUUGGCAGUAUAAGAAGGCUGUUGGAAUGGAUGAUAAGAUGGUCUGAUAGAAGACUGCUCUGUGAUUUUGGUCUCACCGCGUCAUCCUGUGAGUACAGUCCCAUCAUUCGUGUAAAGACCUCUACAGCUGCCAUUCUUACAUCAUUGUGGCUUUUGAAACAACCCUAUUUUGCUACAUAUAAGGCAAAAAAUGCCAUUAUUAAGGUGCUAGAGAAUAAUUACCCUGAGCCUCAGAAUGGACCCAGUAUAGAGAGUGAUUAUAAAACAGAUGCUGGUUGUUCUGUUGCAGUAUCCACUCAAGGUGGGAGUGAGGAAAGAAAUGAUCAGAAUGAAUCUUGUCAAAGUAUCUUGAAUAGAAUGCCAACUGAAGUAAAAAAUCCCGAAAUAAAAGGAACCAAUGAUGAAAUUAUUUCUGUCACUGAUGAUACUGAAAAGGUAUUUGGAGAUAUUGAGGAGGAUCUUUUAGAAGUAGAAACAUUUGCACAGGAGGAAAUGGAUAUAUACCCAUCAGACUAUGAAGAGGAUGCCAAAGAAUCUGUUGGAAUUGUUAAAAGUCCCAGUAUUGCGUCUUACAUGCAGAUGCAGACUUUACCACAGCAUUUAGAAGAACAUUCCACAGGAGAGGUUCAGUGUCCAAGGGAAGAAGUGUUAGAGACAUGUGUGGAGGAAAAAUCAACUGAACAGAAAGGAAUGAUCGAAGGCUUUAUAGAUCCAGAACACAUCACUCCUCAUUCAUUUGGUGUAGAUACAAGUUCAGAAGUUUCUAGUGCACGGAUCUCUGCAUGUAAAGAUAAAUCUUCCUCAGCUCCACCUUUGGUAUCAAAUAGAGUCACUGUUGCUUCACAAACACCUGGGCCAACAGCUCAGCCAACCCAGAGAAACGAACCCAGGGCUCAGUUAUCACAUUAUUCCGAUUCUGUUAGGGAAAUGCUCCAAGAUGAAAUGUUUAAAUUAGUUCAGCUGCAACAGAUCAACUUCAUGAGCCUAAUGCAAAUAGUAGGAUCAUCCUUUGCUAACCUCCCGGAUAUACAUCAACUUCUACAGCAGUCUCAGUCUGUGCAUUUGGUGGGAAGCCAAGGAUCAAACCCCACAAGAGGGAGUAAUGAUGUUGAAGACACCAGUAGAAAUCUGAAGGAGAGAUUUUUCGUUAAACCACAACCCAUGGGAGAGUACACCAGAGAGCCUGGCAAGAACAGCCCACACUGCCAUAAAGGAAUUGUGCAAUCUGAUGAAAAUAGUAAUGGAAAUUUACAGAAUGUUCCACAUAGGAGUGUUCCUUUUUGUCAAUUAGAAGGCCAAACCCAGAAUAGAGGACUAACUCCACAAUCUCAGAGCUUACCAACCACUUCAUUGUCUCCAGCCCCUGCUGGAAAUACUCACCUCCACCUUUUGUCCACGUCUUCUGCCACUCUGAAGACACCUGAACUUAUCCCCACUGCAAAAACUUUCAGACCUGGUGAUGGUUUUCCUUUGCUUCAAUUUCAGCCCAAGCCUGAAUUUAAGCCCCUUUCCUUCCAUACAGAAAGAGUUCCUCAAGUUCCCUUCAGUCUUCCGCCACAGCCAAGAGUGGCUUGGGGAUUAUCUGAUUUCUUCCAGCCUCCUUUGCCAAAGAGAGCAAUGGACACUACUUCAAUGUCCCAUUUGAAUUUGAGCCAGUACAAUACUGAAGCCAUAAAAAAAGCAGUUGAGCAGAAGAAGUGGGCAGAGACAAUAAUUACAGAAAUUCCUAAGCAUGUGAACUUGGAUCAGUACGUUGGACAAGAAAACUUGACACCUCAGCAGGACUCUGCAACAUUUAUAAAACCAGAAAAACUGUUUGAUGUUAAGCCAGGGCCCUUUGAGAUAUCUCCUCAGAAUUCUUUUGGACUUCCAUUAUUGCACCUGCAACUUAAACCUCCUUCUGUAUUUUCCUCUGCCUCAAGAGCAUCAGUUACAGUUCCAUCAAUACCUAUUAGAACUGUAGCAGAAGAAAGCAAAUACCCAAGACUAUCACUACUUCAUUCAUGUCUAUCCCAAGAAAAUAUGUACCAAAACCCACAACUUAUUCCACUUGAAAACCUUAUUGCAUUUAAACAAAUGCAACAAAAAUUAACGCAUAAUUUAUUUGAACAAGGCGAUCCUGGACACCUCCAGCUUCUACAAGUCAAAAUAGAAUCAUCUGAAUUGAGACAAGGAAAGGACAGUAAAAAAAGACAAAGACGACGAGCUGAAAAAGAGCUGCAAGAAAAAAGAUCAGAGAAACUAAGGAGAAAACCAAGUGUGACUUUCCAACCAGAGACUUUCAUCAUUAAUGAUAAUGAUUCAGAAAUAGUUAUGAAGCCCAAGGAGCAACAACAACAUCAUGGUUCCCAGCCUUUGGAAGACUUUGACAUUCCUUUUGAAAAACUCCAGGAUAAUGUUAAUACAUCAGCUGGAUUGCAUUUCAUGGCCUCUGUAAAAAAGAAAGUUAAAGGAUGUCAGGAUGCAAGUACAAAUACAGACCCAGAUAAAGAUGCUGCUUCUCAAGAAGUUGUUUCUGAAUGUCAUAAAAAUCAGCAAAUCAUUUCUUCCUCAUCAGAACAUGAAUCUUUCAAUGUUCCUCAACUUUUGGCACCAGAUGUAUAUCUGAAUCUCAAACUUUCCACUGAAAUACCAGAGGAACCUCUGUCACCUUCAGCAAGUGAAACGAUUGGGCACACUUACAUAAAUGUGAUUGACAUUGAAGCUGAUGAUCUACACAAAUUACCUGUUAGAGAAAAGCCUUCAGAUGAUAAUAGUAUCAAACAGCAAAGCGAUCGUCUAGAAGUCCCAUCUUCUGCAGAAUUACAUUACAUGGCAGCUUCAGUUACUAAUGCUCUUCCCCUGCACAAUUUUAAGAGUCAAGAAGUGUCUCCAACCUUUCUGGAUGGAAGAAGCUGGAGAGCAGGCAUUCCAGAAGUGAAGGAGCCUUGCAUCACCUCACCUCCACCAUCAGACAUACAGCAGGACAAAGAUACUCCGAAGCCAGAUCUUCGAUUCAAGGAACCAAGCUCAAAGUCAGAUGCCUCAGAUUACCCUCUGUGGGAACUACUACAGGAUGUCUCUGCCACUCGUCCUGCACCAAGCUCUGCAGCUCGCCGACUCGAGCAUCUCACCUCAAAGCUUCAGAAAAUUGAUGAACAGCUGUUAGCAAUACAGAACAUUGCUGAAAACAUAGAGCAGAAUUACCCGAGACGUAUCAUGCUAGACCGACAUUGUAUUAAGGUUGAACCUGUAGAUCACAUUGAGCUGUCUUCUGGCCCUGAAUCUGAAAAAACACUGCCUUCAAAAACCAUUAACAUUCCUGAAGAAGUGCAUUUCCUGACUCAUACGAAUAAAGAAGAUCAAAGGGACAACGAACAGAUUUCAGUAACGGAAACUCAUCCUAGUCAGAAAACCUGUGUGUUUCCUUCUGCCGAUUCAGCUGUCAGCCUUUCCAGUGACCAGAAUUUGACUUCUCCUGGUGUGAAUAACAGUGAUGAAUUAUUUGAGAGUGUUUCAGUAGAUCCGCUCCAGAUGAGUGAACUGACUGAUAUUGCAGACAUUAUCAAUGACCUUAUAACAAAAGAUGGAGUUUCCAGUGAAGAGCUUGGCUUAACAGAACAACAGGCGAGGAGCAUCUCCAGGAUUCAGCAUUCCUCUGGUAGACGUCCACAAAGAACUGAGAAGGAGAGAAAAGAGAUUCAAGUCUGGAUGAAAAGAAAACGAAAAGAAAGAAUGGCAGAGUACUUAAAUCAGCUAGCAGAAAAGAGAGGGCAAGAACAUCGUCCUUUCUGCCCCAGGAGCAACCCAUUUUACAUGACUUCAAGGGAAAUCAGGCUGAGACAAAAGAUGAAGCACGAAAAAGACAGAUUGCUACUCUCUGACCACUAUAGUCGUCGAAUCUCACAAGCAUACAGUCUGAUGAAUGAACUGUUAUCUGAAUCAGUACAGCUUCCAGCAACUGCACAGAAACCAUUGCCUAACAAACCCAGACCUGCUCAAAUUCCCAGAAGGCAAUGCUCCCUUUCUCCAAGAGGAGAGAAUCGACAUGAUCACAAUUUUCCAAUACAUAGACCUGGAAAAGUCAGAUAUAUAUCCAUCAAACCAAGUUAUACUCAAAAGGGGAGACUUUUGGGGCAAACUCAAGGCUCACCCUGGCCAUGUGGAACUGCUACUUUUACCAUACAGAGGAAAGCUGGUGGAGCCAAAGUGGCAGUAAGAAAGGCUGUGCAGUCUCCAGUUACCGUCCAAAAAGGGUCUAAUGCUCCCUGUCUGCGGUGUACAGAAAAUCACACAAGUGCUGGUCUUGCCCCUCAAACCAAGGAGGUAUGUUUAGAGUAUGAGAGAGAGGAGACUGUGGUGAGCCCCUGGAUGGUACCUUCAGACAUCCGUGCGAUUCUGUAUGAGAGUCACAGUUCCCUUCUACAGGACUCAUCACCAACUGAAGAAAAGCCAGAGCCUCCUUUUGGGGUGGGUGGCACGGACAGCUUGUCUGAGAGCACGGGCAGCAUCCUCAGCAAGCUUGACUGGGAUGCCGUCGAAGAUAUGGUGGCCGGUGUGGAGGACAAGAGCCCGUCUGUCCACCGGGCCCUGGACCUGUAAGACCUGAAUGUCACUCUGCUUCCACGCAAAGGCCAGCAACUCAGUGUUGUAGUUCUGAAAGAUUUGUGGGUUUAAGGGAGAGAAGCAAUGAAAGAAGCAAUGUGAAUUUACCACCUGCAGGCAUAUUAUUACCUGGAUUAGACAUUUUAAGAGGAAAAAUAAACAUUUCUCAAUAAGUUUGCCUUCGAGGGAAAGGGGUUUACUAUAGAUGUGUUAUAUGUUUUUGCAUUUGACUUAUUAUCUUUAGGUAUAAUUUUUUAAAUGAUGAAAUAAACAGUACCUUUCAA
Molecule: messenger RNA, 10248 nt
Organism: Lagenorhynchus albirostris (white-beaked dolphin)
Lineage: Eukaryota; Metazoa; Chordata; Mammalia; Artiodactyla; Delphinidae
Gene: CPLANE1
Product: ciliogenesis and planar polarity effector complex subunit 1
Exons: 54
Coding region: 182-9961 (3259 amino acids)
Biological process (GO): cilium assembly
Cellular component (GO): ciliary transition zone
Molecular function (GO): protein binding
Source: RefSeq, a predicted model, not a curated record